Messenger RNA from Entrophospora sp. SA101, 732 nucleotides. The record is from the annotation of a GenBank genome assembly. NCBI's taxonomy places the organism in Eukaryota, Fungi, Glomeromycota, Glomeromycetes, Entrophosporales, Entrophosporaceae.
AUGGUGCAAGGUGGAGGAGUUGUAGGUGUAUUUGGCCUUGAGGUUGAUGUAAAUAAUUUUUGUACAAAUGGGAAAAAGGCAAACUUGGAUUCUUCUUCAUUACCAGAUUCAGUUCCACUAGAUGGAGUUGGUGUGUCAAGUUGCAUCGAUAUAUUUGAAACUGAAAUAAAGCAGGAAUACAAGACUACUAAAGUACUCAAAAAUGAGCACGAUGUUUCUAUGGAUCAUGCAAAAUUACCCGAGGAAUUUUUAGUAAAUUGGAUUAAAUUCCGAGAUAUUCAACCUUCUCCACCACCUUAUGCAUCUUCUAAAUUGAAUCCUGAAAUUGAUAUAUUAUUUCGUCAGGAUACACCUUCUCCUACAUCCUUGGCUGGACCAUGGUCUGUAUCUGGCCGCUCUAAACGAAAAGCUUCAGAUGAUAGAUUUGAACCAUAUUUUAAUCCUAAAAGACGUGCAGUAUCACCAAGUUUAGUUGGGUUAACAGCAAAGGGAAAUCUAAGAGGGAAUAGUAAUUUAGUGAAUAUACAUGAUGCCAAUGGAAGUUUUAGUCGAUUAAAUUUAAAUAGUGAUCUGAUUACUUUUACCUUAAAUGAAUCACCAUUGGAUUCACUUGUAAUGGAAAUAACAGAUGAUAAUGAGUUCGUUGAAAAUGAAGAUUUGGGAGUUUGUGAAGAAAGAACUUCAGAUUUCAGUUUUUUGUGUUUUCUUUAUAAUAUGAAUGGAAAUCAAUAA